GACCAGAGCACUCGCGGGCGCGACUAUAAAUACUGCAAUAUUCUGGAACCUUCUCCUCACCAGUUCGACCAAUUAUUAAUACAUGAGGAUGCGGGCCGUGGUAGUGCUGGCCUUGGCGUUGGUGCUAGGCCUAGUCGUCGUGGGGCCGUCGGAGUCGGCGACGUGCAACCCCCUUGAUUUGAUCCCGUGCUCAGCGGCGGUUCUGUCGGGGGCGCAGCCGUCGCCGUCGUGCUGCGCCAAGCUGAAGGAACAGAGGCCGUGCUUUUGCCAGUACAGCAAGAACCCCAACUUGAAGCAGUACGUCAACUCCGGCAACGGCAAGAAGACGCUCGCCACCUGCGGCGUCGCCGUCCCCUCUUGCUGAACUGCCUGAUGCCUGUGAUUUCCUCUGGGAGGAUGAGAAAUCUUAAUUCCAGCAUAUCACGUUCGGCACAAGGAAUUAAUGUGUCUCCUUUAUAGACGGUGUGGAUGGAUAAAUAAUCUAGAUUAUUAAUAUUUCUGUGUGGCAAUUAAGUUAUAUCAAUGCUUCUAAAUUCAAUAAAAUUUGGCAUAAUAAUUAUAUA
This is a messenger RNA of Zingiber officinale, 563 nucleotides long. RefSeq names its product non-specific lipid-transfer protein 2-like. Gene Ontology annotation, biological process: lipid transport. The transcript has a single exon. The record is from RefSeq and is a predicted model, not a curated record. Bases 83 to 364 code for a protein of 93 amino acids. Lineage: Eukaryota; Viridiplantae; Streptophyta; Magnoliopsida; Zingiberales; Zingiberaceae.